Messenger RNA from Peronospora farinosa, 351 nucleotides. The record is from the annotation of a GenBank genome assembly. Lineage: Eukaryota; Oomycota; Peronosporomycetes; Peronosporales; Peronosporaceae.
AUGUUUACACAGAUGUUGACAGUGGUGAGUGAUGAUGCACUGAAGGAUAUUGACCCGAUAAUAUUAUGUGGCUGGGAGGAAGCACAAUUGCACAUGUCCCCGAUGAUCUGUUGCCAUUUUCUACGUAAUCGGCUCGGAGUUCGUACAGGCAUGUACAAGGAGGUUAUCAAGAAUUGUACCAAGUUACUGAAGAACAGUACUGAAAAUUUAGGGUGGUACUGUACCAAGGUGACGGCUUCGGAGGACGGUGAUGCUUAUACUAUUGAGUGCGACACUGCAAUUGGUGAUGAGCAAGAUAUCAAAAAUUUGCUGGUCGUCGUAGAGCUACAAGGCCGAGGAGAAGGAUGGUAA